Molecule: messenger RNA, 1416 nt
Organism: Ceratina calcarata
Lineage: Eukaryota; Metazoa; Arthropoda; Insecta; Hymenoptera; Apidae
Product: putative 18S rRNA (guanine-N(7))-methyltransferase
Exons: 5
Coding region: 445-1272 (275 amino acids)
Biological process (GO): rRNA (guanine-N7)-methylation
Cellular component (GO): nucleolus
Molecular function (GO): rRNA (guanine) methyltransferase activity
Source: RefSeq, a predicted model, not a curated record
AAUGUUUCAAACAAAAGUUGCAUGGUAUCCAAGGGGACAUACAGUGCUCGAGUCUGUUUUUUAUUACCUUUCUUUUUUAUUGAGAUAUUACAGUCACCUUCAGUUUUUUAAAUGGAAUGUCAUCAUUGGAAUGUCUAGAUACAAGGAAAGUCCUGUACAAUUUACGAAUUCUACCGAAAAGAGCGAACACCGACUGUAUUUUGAGCCUUAUCGAAUCUCAUUCGCUAUCCCAACGAUUUCACGGGCAUUACCGCCACACCGCCACCGCCACUGCCCCACUGUCACUCUUUAGUAAUCUCCUCUCCCGCUCUCCGAUCUCCGAUUCAUCCUCGAUGACGUAGAGACUCUAGAGACUAAACAUCAUGGAGUGUACAGUGUACACGUGCUAAUUACACAUAACCUCAGAAUUAUCGAAAUAAGUAAUCACAGUAGAAAAGUAGAAAAAUGUCAAAAAGACCGGAACAUUUAGCACCGCCCGAAGUGUUUUACGAUGAAUGCGAAGCUCGAAAAUACACACAAAAUUCUCGAAUGAUGGAUAUACAAGAGCAGAUGUGUAAACGGGCUAUCGAACUUCUUUUAUUACCAGAGGAUAGUACACACUUACUUUUGGACAUUGGAUGUGGUUCUGGUUUAAGUGGCAGUGUAAUUGAAGACCAUGGACAUGUAUGGAUAGGUAUCGAUAUAUCUCCUGCAAUGCUUGGAGUAGCUUUAGAAAGAGAAGUGGAUGGAGAUUUAAUUUUGGCAGAUAUGGGCCAAGGAAUAUCAUUUAAAGCAGGAACUUUUGAUGGAGCAAUUAGUAUCUCUGCGUUGCAAUGGCUAUGCAAUGCAGAUAAAAGUUCACACAAUCCGUCAAGAAGAUUAUAUAAAUUCUUUUCAACACUAUUUUCAUGUUUAUCAAGGUCUGCUAGAGCUGUGUUUCAAUUUUACCCUGAAAAUAGUGAGCAAAUUGAAUUGGUUACAACACAGGCAACAAAAGCAGGUUUUUAUGGAGGUGUAGUUGUAGAUUUUCCAAACAGUACGAAAGCAAAAAAGUAUUUUUUAGUUUUAAUGACUGGAGGAUCUGCUGCUCUUCCUAAAGCUUUAGGUGUCAAUGAUGAUGGAAGAGCCAUUUCAUACACGAGUAGAAGGGAGCAAAUGAAAAAGGCAAGAGGUAAAUCCUUAAAAAAUAGUAGAGAUUGGAUUAUGGAGAAAAAAGAGAGACGCCGAAAACAAGGAAAGAGAGUUCCGGAUGAUACAAAAUAUACGGGAAGAAGAAGAUGUGGUAGAUUUUAACUUCGACACACUUCUUUCUCUCGUCAAAUACAGGUUUAAGUUUUUAAUAUAAGGAAAUUUAUGUAAAUGUUCAUUAAAUUCAGUCCGAAAAUCAUUAUGACAUAGGGUCUGUAUGAAAUAUAAAAUGUACAUAUCCAAACUCAA